Pipra filicauda (Wire-tailed manakin) is the source of this 1400-nucleotide messenger RNA. Its product is annotated as NEDD8-conjugating enzyme Ubc12. Bases 478 to 1029 code for a protein of 183 amino acids. The transcript has 6 exons. NCBI's taxonomy places the organism in Eukaryota, Metazoa, Chordata, Aves, Passeriformes, Pipridae. The record is from RefSeq and is a predicted model, not a curated record.
CCCCGGAACGGGCUGAGCUCCCCCCGAGCGGCUCCGGAAAGAGCCGAAGGGCCCCGGAUCCCCUUCCACCCCCCUCGGGUCUGGAGACCCCCGAGGCGGCUCCUAAACUUGCCGAGCGGCUCCAGAGGGUCCCGAAGCGGUUCUGGAGGAUCCCGAAGGGGCUUCGGAAAGUCACGAAGUGAUUCGCGGUCGUUCCGGAACUUCCCGAACCGGUUCCGGAACUUUACGAAGCGGCUCAGGAGAUCCCCGAACCCUUCCCGGACUUUCCCGAAGCGACUCCGGAAGUUGCCGAGCGUCUCCGGAAGUUGCCGAGCGGGGCGGCCCUCAGCGCUUGCCCCCGGCCCCGUCGGUCCCGGACCCCCCGAAACCCCCCGAAACCCCCCCCAAAAACCCCCAAAACCCCCCAGAAAGCCCCGAGCCGCCGCUCCCCCCGCGCCCCCCGGGGGGGCCGGCGCCGCCCCGGCCCGGGCCGGCAGGAUGAUCAAGCUGUUCUCGCUGAAGCAGCAGAAGAAGGAGGAGGAAUCGGCCGGAGGCACCAAGAGCUCCAGCAAAAAGGCCUCGGCGGCGCAGCUGCGGAUCCAGAAAGACAUCAACGAGCUGAACCUGCCCAAGACGUGUGAGAUCGACUUCUCCGACCAGGACGACCUGCUGCACUUCCGGCUGCACAUCUGCCCUGACGAGGGUUUCUACAAGGGCGGCAAAUUCGUCUUCAGCUUUAAGGUGGGCCAGGGGUACCCCCACGACCCCCCCAAGGUGAAGUGCGAGACGAUGGUUUAUCACCCCAACAUCGACCUGGAGGGCAACGUGUGCCUCAACAUCCUCAGGGAGGACUGGAAGCCCGUCCUGACCAUCAACUCCAUCAUCUACGGCCUCCAGUACCUGUUCCUGGAGCCGAACCCCGAGGACCCCCUGAACAAGGAGGCGGCCGAGGUCCUGCAGAGCAACCGGCGCCUCUUCGAGCAGAACGUGCAGCGCUCGCUGCGGGGGGGCUACGUGGGGGCCACGUACUUCGAGCGCUGCCUCAAGUGACCCCCUGCCCCGAAAUCCCCCCCAAAAACACCCCCGGGACCCCCCCCAAAAAUCCCUGACCCCCCUGGACCCCACAGAGCCCCCCAAAACCCCGCUCGGGGGGGCUCUGUGGGGGCCACAGACAUCAAGUGACCCCCCCCCCCUAAAAAAAUUCCCCCAAAAAACACCCCCGGGACUCCCCAAAAAACCCCCAAACUCCUCCCAUACCCCCCCCCCCCAAAACACCCCCAGGACCCCCUAAAUACCCCUUUUGGGGGGGGGAGGUGACGUGGGGGCCACUGACAUCGGGACUCCCCCGGGGACCCCACAUAUCCCCCCCAACACCCCCAGGACCCCCCAAAUUCCCCUUGUGGACCCCCCAGGACCCCCAA